Neurospora hispaniola is the source of this 1971-nucleotide messenger RNA. Its product is annotated as ankyrin repeat-containing domain protein. The record is from RefSeq and is a predicted model, not a curated record. Bases 1 to 1971 code for a protein of 656 amino acids. Gene Ontology annotation, molecular function: protein binding. The transcript has a single exon. NCBI's taxonomy places the organism in Eukaryota, Fungi, Ascomycota, Sordariomycetes, Sordariales, Sordariaceae. Gene Ontology annotation, cellular component: cytoplasm; nucleus.
AUGGAUGAGGAUGAACAAUCUCGCAAGGACACCUUCCAAGCCCUCGCGGACGCCCUCCGUGUCGGAGACCUCCUCACCAUCCUUCGACUCUGCGACUCAUCCGAGCCUCCCAUCUCUUUCACCACAACGUCCAUCUCUCCCCACUUGCCGAUAGGACGGUCUCCCGCUGAGCCAGUCCAGUGCCGCCCCCUCGGCGUAGCCUCCAUGUUCUCGCACCCCAAAGUUGUCUCCCAAUUGCUCUCCAUUCCUGAAGUUCUCCCCCACAUUGACGACCCUGUCUUCAACCUCUGCAAAUGCCCCUUCCAACCCGUUGACCCUCAUGCCCUAGCUGAUUACGGCGUGUCGGAUGAUACAGGGCACUGGACCGCUUUGCACUUGGCCAUUUGCCAGGGAAAAGACAACGUGCACAACUACGGCCCACGCAUCACACCGCCAGACCGCGAGCCCUCGCUACAAAUCGUGAAGGAUUUGGUAAAGGCAGGCGCGUCCCUCACCGUCUCAGCGGACCCAUCCCAGCAGGCAAAGAUCACGAUCCUCCAUACCGCAGCACUGAAAGGCCGAGACGAUGUCCUCUCUUACGUCCUCUCCCCCGAUUUUCCACGCAAAGAGGAAGUAGACAUCAACGCCCGCGACCACGAAGGCCGCACACCGCUCCACUAUGCCGCCCUCCGCUACUCCUCCUCCUCCUUCCUCGACGACGACAAGGGGGACGACGACGACGAGGAGGACGAUCUCCCCUGUAUCAAACUCCUCUUAUCAGCUGGCGCGAACCUCGAAAUGCGCGCCGACCACUCCCAAACUCCCUUCACCACGGCCCUCAACUUCGGCUGCCUUUCCGCUGCAAAGCACCUCCUCCUCAAGUGGGGAGCCAAACACCAAUCCCGCUUUUUGUGCCUGCACACCAACAGGCUUUGCUACCCCUUGCAAGUGCUCGCGUACUCGUACGAGACUUUCUUCCCCAAUUCCACACCUGCGCCCUUCCCGGGACAGCUGGGACCCGUGACCCGACCCACCUGGGAAGCGCAGCGCGUCGCCUUGUUAGACACCAUCAUGGGCCUUUCACUACCCGAACGUGCCUCUACUCUCAUUGACUGCGGCUGUGUCGAAUCCAUCAACAUCGACGACGAGGGCGAAAUCCAAGUCCUGCACCCGUUAACCAUCGCCGCAGGCGACGGUAGUAAUCCCGCUACUGCUGUCUCCUUCUUUCUCAAUCACGGCGCGGACCCGAACGCCCUCUCAGGGUACACCCACGGGCGAUGGAUCACAGCAAUGCACGAAGCCAUCCUUUCCAUCCCGCGUUGGCCAACGCUAAUGUUACUAAAGUUUCAUCCGGACUACGACGCCGAGUCGGGCCGGAUUUACGCCAUUGGACCAGACGCGAGCGUGGUCGGGGAAGCCGACGUGCCCCCACCGCGAAUCGACACGCCCACGCAACUGCAUCAGUGGACAGCCAUUUUGAAAUGUGUCGUUUUGGCCAUGGCGGGCGCGAGAAUCCGCACUCCAAACUCGGAUGGACGCACGGUGUUGGACCUGGCGAUUCUUCGCUCGGAAUUGCACGAAAGUGUCAAUCAAUUUGACCAUGAUCUGCGCGAGCAAUAUCGAUACUGCACGUACCAAUUCGUUGGUGCAUUGUUGUUCAGUUUGAUACGGCCCUACAAGAAGGAUCCGCCACAACCGCUGCUAGAUGCGGAGGAUAGGAGGUAUUUGGCUGAGAAGCUGAGGGAGGUGAUUGUGAGGAAUCCCGUGUUGGCGUGCGAGAUGGUGGCUGCCGGGGUGGAUCUCGCGGUGCUGAAGGAGCAGAGGCACGAGGUAUGGAAUGAGGCAAUAACGGCGAGAAUGAACGGGACUUUGACUCAGGGGCGUGUUGAUCCAUUUUACGCAAUGGAGUUUGUAGACUUGCUUGUGAACGAGGCGAACGGGGACUUGGAGGUUGCUGUGAUUACAGCCCAUAUGAACUAUAUGUCGUUGUAG